Molecule: messenger RNA, 1355 nt
Organism: Drosophila erecta
Lineage: Eukaryota; Metazoa; Arthropoda; Insecta; Diptera; Drosophilidae
Product: E3 ubiquitin-protein ligase KCMF1
Exons: 1
Coding region: 216-1259 (347 amino acids)
Biological process (GO): synaptic signaling
Cellular component (GO): plasma membrane
Molecular function (GO): zinc ion binding
Source: RefSeq, a predicted model, not a curated record
UGUACAAAAUGUGAUUACGUUUGGUAAAUUUCGGUUAAAGUUUAGUUUAAAAAUCAGAGUGCCCAAUUAAUACCGAACGCACGGUAAUAGAUUACAUCGAUGAAAAACAUGUCAUUGUACAGAUUUGAUUUGUUGAAAUUCAGAAACCUUUUGCCCGAUUUUUCGACCAGAGUUUAGGUCUAUCGCUUAGAACAAAGUUAGCUCAAGAAUCAAGGAUGGGCCAUCGCAACAUUUGCUGCGACGGCUGUCGAAUGACGAACUUCCGGUGCCGCCGCUUCCGGUGCUUGCGCUGCGUGAACUAUAACCUAUGCGGCAUUUGCUACGAUCAGCGGAUAGAAACGGAAGAGCAUCGCGUCAAUCAUCCCAUGCAAAUGAUCUCUGACCCAGACGAUCUGGGCCUGCUGCUCAACGGCGAAAUCCCAGAGCUGAUACACCUGUCCAAUUGCUUCACCUGUCCAUACUGCGGCCUACUCGCCCUCCCGGCAAAGCGUUUAAUCGAGCACGUGUACGUACAACAUCGGCUGUCCGAUGAAUAUGUGGUCUGCCCCAUGUGCGCUGGCCUGUCGGCCGUCGAUCUGGUGGCCAUACGCAACCUGUCCAAACACCUCCUGCACAACCACAUCGAUCACGCCAAUUUCCUAGAGCCCGACACACCGCCUCUACGCCAAAUAUUCCCCCGGAAUCACAUACGCCACCGCCGCCAGUCACAGCUGCAACCCAAUCCGCAUACAGGGCGGCCAGUUGAUAUGCUCCUACAGCUGUCAACUGGCCCUGCGAGGCCACAUGGCCACAUGGAUCCUCCAGCGGAGGCAGCCAGUCCAGAGUCCAAGGCGUUUAGUUUGACUGUCGCGCAGCCAUCCGAGCAGCGCGACGGGAGAUAUCUUCUACUUCAGUGGAUGGCACAGCAAAAAGUGCGGCGCCUGGAUACGGAAUUGGACGAAUGUCGAAGGCGGCGGCACGCCCUCUUCGCGGAGCACUUGCUGAUCUCCAUGCUGUGCUGCGAGGAGCUGCAGCUGCCGGAGUGCGGCAGACGGAGACGAGAAGGAAAUUGGGGCAGUGAUCUGGAUAGGGAAAAGCAGAACAGUCUGUCCAAGGUCAUGUCGGUGAUGUCUCUGCCGUGGACAAGAGUUUGGCAGGCCAGCCAGCUGGGCGGAUCCGAGGGCGAACUACUACAGGGUGUCAGAAAGCAUGGAGUCGAUCUGGACAAGAUACAGAUCGAGGAGCAAAAAUGGGUGGCUGCGGAGGAGGCCAUUGAUUAGGCGACUCGAAAUCGUGCCUCUUUUUUCAAGCAUUUUGAUUCCGCCUUGUGGGUUGCGUUACAUAGUUCAAAGAAAAGCAAAAUUUUUGUGAAAAUU